UCUAAAAGACGUAACAAGAAGUACAAAAAGGAAAUCAUGAAAUUUCUAACAAGUUUGUGUUUAAUUGCUUCACUGGCAACAAUUGCUUGGGCCAGCAGUGCUGCUUGGGGCCGACGAAAUUCAACCGAUUAUUUGCUAUUGCGUGAAAAUGUUGUACGAACACCCUUGAAGAAUAACUAUUGGAGUGUUAAUGUGCAAUUUCCAAAAUCGGGUCAAGUCAACAAAAGGGUAAUCACUGCAAUUUUCGUCUAUGAUCGUUUUACUAACUCUUCGGGAGCUCAACCCAGUCUGUGGUCAGGUGGUCCUAAUCUAACCUAUGCCACAGUCAAUUUGAAGAGUCAAACCUCACGUGGCAUAAAUUCAACCGUUGAAAUUUAUGGAAGAUAG
Molecule: messenger RNA, 387 nt
Organism: Musca vetustissima
Lineage: Eukaryota; Metazoa; Arthropoda; Insecta; Diptera; Muscidae
Exons: 2
Coding region: 37-387 (116 amino acids)
Source: RefSeq, a predicted model, not a curated record